Lactuca saligna is the source of this 1081-nucleotide messenger RNA. Lineage: Eukaryota; Viridiplantae; Streptophyta; Magnoliopsida; Asterales; Asteraceae. The record is from the annotation of a GenBank genome assembly.
AUUUUACAUACCACUAGCAUUAACUACACAUAAGACAGUCCCUACCAGCCCCAUUAAUACCAGACCGAACUAUGGAGGACAGCACUUAUGUCUGAGGAGUAUUCACUCAAGUAUUUCAAACACUUCACUUGACUAAAUGGGGAAGAACAUGAAUCUCAUCCCUUCUCUGUUGUUACUCAACAAGCACAAAGAAAUAUGGCUAUGGCCUUCCUGCAAGCAGCCAAAAACCCUCUCUUUCCGAGCGACCACAGAUAAUUCGGUGUUUAUGGAUCCUAAGGAGUCGUUGGCUGAGGCAGAAGUUGAGCUGACAACGCUUGGUUCCUACUUCACCAACUCAUCAGAAUCUGCCAGCAUGUCGACGGAGUCAGAAAAGUACUUUGAGAACAAUGAGUGCUCCUCCAUGGAGACGGUUGUACGUGGGGUCAAGUCUGAACGGUUGUUUUUUGAACCCGAUCCCACAAGUUCGAUACUUGAAACUCAAGGGAGUAGUAGGCAAUGUACGCCUGUAGAUAUCGGUGCUAGUGAUGGUCGUGUUUUGCCAUAUAAAGAGAGUGUGGCGAUGGAGAUGGAAUCUGAGAAUCCUUACGGGGAUUUUAAGAAGUCGAUGAAGGAGAUGGUGGAGACUCAUGAUUUGAAAGAUUGGGAUUGUUUGGAGGAGUUGUUGGGAUGGUAUUUGAGAACGAAUGGGAAGAACAAUCAUCAGUUCAUUGUUGGAGCUUUUGUUGAUUUGCUUGCUGGGAUUUCUGGUGAUUGUGUUUCCUGUUCUGAUCAUUCUAUAGUUUCUUUCACUUCAGCUGCUUCCACGUUUUCUUCUCCCAUCUCAUCUCCUUUAUAUCAAGUUGGUAGAGAGAAGAUCAUCGAGCAAGAAAAAAUGGCUUUCAGUUUUAUAAAAUUUUAUUAUCCAAUUUAUGUUACUGCUAGGAGUAUUUGCACUUUUGGAACUUGAAGGAGAUACUACGAUAAGUUAUAUAUUAAUUCAUAUUAUGCACGAGACCUUGAUAUCACAAUGUUUAUAUAAUUUUGAAUUAUUUAUUUGUAAGUUGUAGCAAAAAACAAAUUGUAGUGAUGAGACGAAAUAUAU